Messenger RNA from Alosa sapidissima (American shad), 1221 nucleotides. RefSeq lists its product as uncharacterized. The record is from RefSeq and is a predicted model, not a curated record. Gene Ontology annotation, molecular function: nucleic acid binding. The coding region runs from base 136 to 1161 and encodes 341 amino acids. The transcript is spliced from 3 exons. NCBI's taxonomy places the organism in Eukaryota, Metazoa, Chordata, Actinopteri, Clupeiformes, Clupeidae.
GGAAGAGGAGGAAGAGGACGAGCUGGACGAGUUGGACAUGGAAGAGGACGAGGGCAAAGAAGGGAAAUAAGGAGAGCCGUCUCAGAUGAGAUUAGGGCUACAUUGAUUGAUCAUGUGAUCAACCAUGGGUUGACCAUGAGGGAGGCUGGACUGAGGGUCCAGGCAAAUGUAAAUCGAUUUACGGUGGCAGGCAUUAUCCGAACAUAUCGAAAUGAGAACAGAGUGGAAAGGCAAAGGAAUCGUGGAGGGCGAGGGCGCAAAUUCACCGACGAGCAAGAGACCGAAAUCAUAAAUAUGGUUCUGGCAAAUAAUGUGAUUAGAAUCCAUCAGAUCCAACACCAUAUUAUAAAUGAUGCAACUGUUUUCAAUAACAUUGUUACAGUAAGCUUGUCCACAAUUCAUCGUGUCCUCCAGAAGAAUCAGUUGCGCAUGAAACAGCUAUACAGGGUCCCAUUUGAAAGGAACUGCGACCGAGUGAAGAACCUACGUCAUGACUUUGUGGAUAGAAUUUUGGAGAUGGAUGCAGAUGGAGAUGUCCUCCAUGAAUAUAUAUAUAUAGAUGAGGUGGGCUUCAACUUGACAAAAACUAGAAGAAGGGGGAGAAAUAUCAUUGGACAAAGGGCCAUUUUGAAUGUCCCUGGGCAACGUGGGGGAAACAUUACAAUGUGUGCUGCCAUCACAAAUAAUGGUGUCCUGCAUCACCAUGCAACACUUGGACCCUACAACACUGCUCACAUCAUAACUUUUCUGGAUGCAAUUCAUCGCAUACUUGUUCCAGGUCAGCAGAAUCAAGAUCAGCAAAGAUUUGUGGUCAUAUGGGACAAUGUCAGCUUUCAUCGGGCCCAUCUGGUCCAGAACUGGUUUGUCACCCAUCCUCAUUUCUCUGUUCUGUACCUGCCUCCUUAUUCUCCAUUUCUCAAUCCAAUUGAGGAAUUUUUCUCCACAUGGCGCUGGCGAGUAUAUGAUCGUCGUCCCUAUGCCCGCAUUCCACUUCUCCAGGCAAUGGAGGAAGCAUGUGGCGACAUUGACGCUGUCUCUAUUCAAGGAUGGAUGCGCCAUGCAAGAAGGUUCUUUCCUCGGUGUUUAGCGAGAGAGAACAUAGCAUGCGACGUGGACGAAGUAUUGUGGCCAGACCCAGCCCGGAGGAGAGAUGAAGCCUAGACACACACCCAACCCCCCAACUCCUACCCUCUGCCCAAGCAACACACACACACACACACA